AUGGUUCGAAAAUAUGUACGAAAAACCGAGAGGCAGAAAUGGGAUAACAAUUUAAUGAAUGAUGCUGUAUCUGCAGUUAUUGAAGGAAAUAUGGGUUAUCGCAAGGCUUCUAGUAUAUUUAGAGUUCCCAAAACGACUUUGGAACGAUAUGUUCAGAAAAUGAAAAACAGUUCUGACAAAAUGGUUAAAGUUACAAAAGCAGGUGCUUUCAAAACAGUAUUCACAAAAGAACAGGAAAAGGAGCUUUGUAAUUAUAUAAUUAGCAUGGAGCAGAGACUUUUUGGCCUAACUUCUAUGGAAGUGAGAUCCCUGGCUUUUCAACUAGCGGAAAAAAAUAACUUACAUAAUUCUUUCAAUAAGGAAACUCAAUUAGCUGGUGUAGAUUGGUUACACGGUUUUAUGCAACGUCAUUCAAACAUUUCCUUGAGAAAACCUGAAGCCACAUCUGCUGCUAGAGCCAUGGGCUUCAAUAAAGUUUCAGUUAAAAAAUAUUUUGAUCUAUUAACCAGUAUCGUUCAAACAAGAAAUAUAACAGCAGAUAGAAUAUUUAAUGUUGAUGAGACGGGUGUUACGGUCAAUCCAAAGCAACAAUCCCGAAUUGUGGCCUGUAAAGGUCGUCGACAGGUAGGAGCAGUAACUUCUGCAGACCGAGGGGAAACAGUCACAGCGGUAGUUUGCAUAUCUGCCGCAGGUAAUUAUAUGCCACCAAUGCUAAUAUUUCCAAGAAAAAGAAUGCAGCAGGAGUUCCAAACGGGUUUACCCCCAGGAUCAUGGGCUGAAGUCCAUUCUUCCGGAUGGAUAAAUAAAGAUCUUUUCUUAUCUUGGUUUAAGAAAUUUAUAGAUUUCUCAAAACCUUCGUCAACGUCUCCUGUAUUGCUGCUCCUUGACGGACACAGAAGCCAUACUACAAAUCUUGAUGUAAUUGAUCUAGCUAGAGAAAAAGAUGUCAUAUUAUUAUGUUUUCCACCACAUUGCUCCCAUCGUCUUCAGCCCUUGGACGUAUCAUUUUUUAAACCAUUAAGUAAAUACUACGAAGAUGCA
Messenger RNA from Vollenhovia emeryi, 1041 nucleotides. RefSeq names its product jerky protein homolog. The transcript has 2 exons. Gene Ontology annotation, cellular component: nucleus. Lineage: Eukaryota; Metazoa; Arthropoda; Insecta; Hymenoptera; Formicidae. The record is from RefSeq and is a predicted model, not a curated record. Gene Ontology annotation, molecular function: DNA binding. The annotation marks the transcript as partial.